UCCAGAAGGAUAUAAACGAGCUGAACCUGCCCAAGACGUGUGACAUCAGCUUCUCAGACCCAGACGAUCUCCUCAACUUCAAGUUGGUCAUCUGCCCUGAUGAGGGCUUCUAUAAGAGCGGGAAAUUUGUGUUCAGUUUUAAGGUGGGCCAGGGCUACCCUCAUGACCCCCCCAAGGUGAAAUGUGAGACGAUGGUCUAUCAUCCCAACAUUGACCUCGAGGGCAAUGUCUGCCUCAACAUCCUCAGAGAGGACUGGAAGCCAGUCCUUACGAUAAACUCCAUAAUUUAUGGUCUGCAGUAUCUCUUCUUGGAACCCAACCCUGAGGACCCACUGAACAAGGAGGCUGCCGAAGUCCUGCAGAACAACCGGCGGCUGUUUGAGCAGAAUGUGCAGCGCUCCAUGCGGGGUGGCUACAUCGGUUCCACCUACUUCGAGCGCUGCCUGAAAUAGGGUUGUUGUAUAUCCACCCCUUCCAGGGUUACCAGCCCUGGCACCCCCUGCAAAUAUUUAUUGGGGGCCACAGGUCAGGGGUGGGGGUGGGGCCAGUGGGGGAAUUCCCUGCCUUGGCCUCGCUUCUCCCUGCCACCUGCCCCUAGUUAUUUUUUUUUUAACCACCAUGUGAUUAAGGUCGGGUAUUACCUCCCCUGACCUGCUCAGCGAUGGGAAAUGAAUUGGCUUAUGUAGCCCCCUGCUGGGUGCUGUCUAGUCCUCCACUCUGGGCUGUGGGGUGGGUGGGUGAGGGGUCUGGGUAGCUGGGCCUAGGCAACCCACUCCUUCACCACCGGAGGUCCCACCAGGCUAUUAAAGGGGAAUGUUACUGCA
Messenger RNA from Tupaia belangeri chinensis (Chinese tree shrew), 824 nucleotides. It is a transcript of the gene UBE2M, whose product is annotated as ubiquitin conjugating enzyme E2 M. The transcript has 6 exons. Lineage: Eukaryota; Metazoa; Chordata; Mammalia; Scandentia; Tupaiidae. The record is from RefSeq and is a predicted model, not a curated record. The coding region runs from base 192 to 452 and encodes 86 amino acids.